This is a messenger RNA of Urocitellus parryii (Arctic ground squirrel), 6355 nucleotides long. RefSeq names its product syntaxin 6 (gene Stx6). Gene Ontology annotation, biological process: intracellular protein transport; Golgi vesicle transport. The record is from RefSeq and is a predicted model, not a curated record. Gene Ontology annotation, cellular component: membrane. Gene Ontology annotation, molecular function: SNAP receptor activity. NCBI's taxonomy places the organism in Eukaryota, Metazoa, Chordata, Mammalia, Rodentia, Sciuridae.
GAGGCUGCAGCGGGGGCUGGCGCCGGAGUCCGGGAUUCGACCCGCCGUGCCGAUCCAGGGCUGGACCAGCGACGGUCCGGGCACCCCAGGCUCUGCGCGCGCGCCCGCUGCUCAGGGUACCCCAGGCCGAGGCGCCGACAACUCCUGGAGGCCCGUGGGUGGGCGGAGGGAGGCCAGAAGGGCGCGGGCGCCCUGUGCGUGGAGUGGCGGAGGGGGCCGGGACGCCAUGUCCAUGGAGGACCCCUUCUUUGUGGUGAAAGGAGAGGUACAGAAAGCAGUCAACACUGCCCAGGGAUUGUUUCAGAGAUGGACAGAGCUUCUGCARGACCCCUCUGCAGCAACCAGGGAAGAGAUCGACUGGACCACCAASGAGCUGAGAAACAACCUCCGGAGCAUAGAGUGGGAUCUGGAGGACCUUGACGAGACCAUCAGCAUAGUUGAAGCAAAUCCUAGAAAAUUCAACCUUGAUGCUACCGAGUUGAGUAUAAGAAAAGCCUUCAUUACAAGUACUCGGCAAGUUGUCAGGGACAUGAAGGAUCAAAUGUCAACUUCAUCUGUGCAGGCGUUAGCUGAAAGGAAAAAUAGGCAGGCACUGCUAGGAGACAGUGGCAGCCAGACCUGGAGCACAGGAACGACAGAUCAGUACGGGCGCCUGGAUCGAGAGCUGCACUUAGCCAAUUCCCAUUUCAUCGAGGAGCAGCAGGCGCAGCAGCAGUUGAUUGUGGAACAGCAGGAUGAGCAGUUGGAGCUGGUCUCUGGCAGCAUCGGGGUGCUGAAGAACAUGUCCCAGCGCAUUGGAGGGGAGCUGGAGGAACAGGCAGUCAUGUUGGAUGAUUUCUCUCACGAGUUGGAGAGCACUCAGUCUCGGCUAGACAAUGUGAUGAAGAAACUUGCAAAAGUGUCUCACAUGACCAGUGAUCGGCGCCAGUGGUGUGCCAUCGCUGUCCUCUUCGCCAUCCUGCUGGUCGUGCUGGUCCUCUUCUUGGUGCUGUGACGGUGGCGCCCGUGGCCCGGGUUCCUCCUGGACGGGAGCCGGGGCAGGGGCAGUGCCCUGAGCACACACUCCUCCGGACUCCACCGCCAGACGCCCCUCCCUUCUGCGCUGGCAGGACUGGCGAGAAGAGGAAGAGGGACUGCACUCCUGUCGGACGACACCCCUGCUGCCCGUCCUGUUUGGGGGCCACUAGCCACUGCUUUGCCUUGCUGGACCCCACUCCCUGAGGAGGGACUGAGUCGCCCGGAAGGGUCGGCAGAGCCCGAUUCGCCCGUCUCUGGUAGCUCCUUUCUUCUGCUGUCCAUCAAAAGAUCCCCGUCGAGGAGGCGGCCUGGGCCAGGAGGCGGCCUGGGCGGGCCGUUUCCCAUCGCUAGAGCAUUUCUCACUCCCGAGAGCUGGUUGUUGACGAGGACAGAAGGCUCAGAAGCAGUUUGUGACUGCAAAUGCCGUAUUUCAUUUUUUCAGGGAUCAGAGCUGAGAUAAAAUUGCUGUUCCAGGUGCUUUUUUCGUGUGGUGGGAAAACUAAUGGAAACAGUGAGACACCCUGGGGCUUGGGGUCGCUAACAGCCUUUGGCUUUAAUGGACAAGAGCAAUUAAAAGGCGCAGCAGGACCUGCUCUGGCGCAGCCCAGGGAAGGGGUGACGGUGUCUCCAGAGGGGGGGGCCAGACCUGCUCUUCGCACGCUGCUGUCCCGGGGCUUCUUCCCAGAGGUGCAACUUACAUUUUUAGGGGAACCCUUGAAUACAUCAUUGCUGAACAGUGCAGAAGCGCACUCAAAAGGAUUAGGAUGCUGGCUUGUCCUCACUGACACUUAUUUUAUUCUGGUGGCACUCUCCAUUGGGGGAUGGGGUUGGAGUGGUURGUACAUUUAUUACAUUUACGCAGAAACCACCUUGACCCAAAAAGGCUAUUUCUGGGCCAGAUUUCCCUUACCCUGUGAGUAAUGGCAAGACGGGUGAGUGAACCUGACUCUUUUCUUCCUGACGAUGUCAGCUUGGCUGGAUCAUCCAUUCUAAUAACUGAGCCAAUCCAAACGUAAUGAUAGAUGCUUUAAUUGAGCUUAAGUAGCUGAAGCUGCUGAGACACUACACUUCAAGCUUCUGAUGGCUUUAAAGGCCUCGAAUGCGCACAUGUAUAUAGGAUAUUUUUUAUAGCUUCCCCGAUGCAUAAGCUGAUGUUAGAGUAGCAGCUGGACCCAGAGCCACAGCUGGGCCCCGGGGGCUGCUGGCCUCUGGGCGCCGCUGCCUUUGCACUUGGAAAGAGCAGUAGCACCCGGGCAGAGUUGAAGCCUGGCCUCCUCCUUUCCUUGUCUUUUCGUGCUUUCCUCGGCACCCUAACUUUUUUCUUACUUUUCUUGUUUUGUGUAUAUUUCUUGUGGAUUGGUUUGGGGGGGGGAGGUUCCCCUUUUUUGUGAUUUUUUGCAACAAGUGCGCUUGCCCAGCUAACUUUUGAAUUGCACUUUUUAAUAAAUAUUUGUAACAAUUUUUAAAGAAGGAUAUUCUAUCUUGUUUAGGAGCAUGGUAGGUAAGGAAAUCUGCCUGUUAAUGAAAGCUAAAAGCAUAUUUAUAAAACUGAAAGGGUGGUUGGCAUCCAUGUUUACACUCAACUCAAAUUUUGAUAUAUAAAUAAGUUAUUUCUUUUUAAAUUAGGAAAAAAAGAGACUGUUACAAAGGGCUUCAAAGGUAGGAUAUCAGGUUAUUUAUGUUUUAAAAGUUUUAAGACUUAUUCAGAUAGUCUUCUAUAAACUUAGACCAGGGAUGGUCCUUAGGUUUGCAUUAAGAAGUCUUGUGUUAAAAAUAAGUGGGACCUUGUUUAAGCGCCGUUCUGCUCACUCCUCUUUAUGAGAAGUAGCACCUCAGAGAAUGACAAGGUCCCCUGUUCAAAAGCCUUGCUAUUCUCCUGCUGUCACCAGACCCUGUCAGUACAAUAAGGCCUGUGUAGAACACACCUGGUCAUUUAAUGAGUAAGACCCUCCCGUUAGUUUAGGGCCAAGCGUGGUGGCCCCGGGCAGCAUGUUGUUCCAUUCUUUUGCAUUGGCAUUUUGACCUCGCUGUUGGAAGGUGAUUGCCUAACGGUGGCUGAGACAUGAUGGGGUGAAGCUGAGUAGGGAACGUGGAGACGGAGCAUCAACUUAAAUACAGGUUCCCCCUGCAGGGCACUCCCACUCCCACCUUAGACUGACCUAGAGCCAGCCUGACCCUGCUGUGCCGGCUGAGAGUCCCCGCAGAACAGCCUUCCUUGAAAGGGCCCCCACACAGACUCCUACACUGGCAGUGAAGUGCAGAGUGUUCCCUUCACUCUGUCCCAGGGUCAGGAGGUGGGGGGAAGGGAGCGAUAGGGACACCCUCGCUGCUUGUGAGUGCCUCCUGCUGGCAGCCCAGGCUCUUUCCCUUCAGCCAACCAAAACACCUUCAGUUUCUAGUCCUCUAAUUUGUGUUCCUGUCUUUGUGAGGACUGUGAAAAAUCACAAUGCUACGUUUGCUUUGGACUGUGUGGCAAAUGGAAUUGCAGUGGUGUGUGUGUGUGUGUGUGUGUGUGUGUGUGUGUGUGUGUGUGUGUUACAUGAGGAUCUUGCACAACUUCAGAAUUCACACCAGAGCUGAAGGGGGGAAACUUGGUAACUUGCCCAUUAUUCUCUGCUCUUAGCCAGAGUUAAACAGACUGAUGGGUCUGGUAGCCAACAACUUGGCAACUUCCAUGCCUUCUCACCUCGUGAGAUUAAGGGCUGUGAAAAGAAAUCGAGUCUAACUCCAACAGAAAUCUGUCUCUGUUAAGUAUUUUACCUUCUGUAAGUAAAGGUGGUGGAGCCAAGAUUUUUCUUUUGGUAAUUUCCCUGGCUAUAAAGUGAGACCAGAGGGACAUCUAUUGCCUGUUACUUUUUUGAAGAAUUUGGAGCAUAUGAAGAUCAAGAAAUCAAAUGACGACYGUGAGUUGCAUUUCAGCUGUGUGGAUGGUGCACUGCUCAACUCCACCUGGUACCACAAGGUGAAUUUGUAAGCAAAACAAGUGGCUGUCUGGAAACCACACGCUAAAACAUGGCAUGUGCAGCCUGUAGUUCUCUUUUUCUCACCGGCAUUUCUUUCCCUCCCAAGUUUUCAAGAAUAUUUUUUUCCCAAAGGAAUGUUCUUUGCCUAGAGAGAAGGUGAACCAAAGGCUUCUCAGAUGUAUCUCCCCCUCCMUUGCYGUGGAGRGGGCACUAAAGAURGGACCCSAUGAGAGGCCUUGCUAGGCACCUUGCUCCUCCUGGGCCUUCCUUCCCAGUCAGGCAAGUUGAGUCCCCGGAUAGUCUGGUAAGAGGAGGUGGUCUUCCUUUUAAUGUCCAGUUGCCCUAACUCCUAGUCUUCAGAAAAUAUGCUUAAAUGGUCUGAUUCUGGUGUGGCCACAUUGGUCAGCUGUUUGUAAACAUGGGUGCCACUGUCACCUGUUUUCUUGGUAAUGCUCACUGGGAACUGCCUCUGGUGUUGGAUCCAAAAAGCAAGAGUGUUAUAGGGAGUAGAGCUGUCCCUCAGCCCCAGGCAGCCCUGAGUGAGCCUUGUGCCUGGUGCUUAGUGACUCAGGCAGAGAAAUGCCAACAGAGCAGACCUGCCUUGUACCCUCUAGAGGGUCAACUCAGAGGGACCUGGGAYCACUGAGUGUGAUCUUGUUGCCGAUGAACAAUAACAGCUCACCCCAGUGUGCAUGGGGGUGCACUGCAUUCUGGACUUGGCCACCGGGCRCCCGCACAGCUUGUGGAACAAGUUACGGCACUUGAGGCUGACUUCGGUGACGGAGGUCAUUGGAUACUGACUUGUGCACAUCACUUCGCUGUAGACUAUGUGAUUUUUUUUUUUUCCUUUUGAAUACAGAAGCUCUGAAAGUUCCAGUGGCACCGAGGCCAGGUUGUAGUGACCUAGACAUAUUUGGAAGCUCUUUGUAUACUAAAGUCUCUUCACUAAUUCAGCUGUUGGGGAAGUGGUUGGAGAGGAAAAAACUUGUUUUCCCUCUGCCAUAAACUAACAUGUGGUGCUCUUUUCCUCUGGAUGUGACCUUUGUCCRGAGAUGCCCUCCCUGUGGCUGUGUAGAUGUUCACUGUGCUGAGACCGCGUUGUCCUGAACGCCUGCCUGUUGCUUGGGCUUCACGUGAACGUCUCAUGGCCCUGGUUUGCCAACUGUAGCCAGACCUUCCUGAGAACAGUGCAUGGUAUCAGGUUUUCUUUUCAGGUCAUGAGCUGUCAAACUCAGAGCCACUUGGUUAUUCAGGGGAUGUUAAAAUAAGGCCAGUCAGCUUYCUCGUUUGCUCUCAGGCCCUGCUCCUUGGCCUUGGUGGCAGCUGCAGCCCUGGGGUGGGAUCAAGCUCAGGGCUGUUCGCCCAGCUCCACAGAAUGUAGAUCCCGCCAAGACACCGUUUGUGAGUGGGAGGUGUGUCCCCGAGCUGAGGUCCAGCUUGGGAGAGGCCGAUGUCUCUAUCCCCAGCAAACAGUGCGUGUCCUGCCCUCUGGGAUGAGGAGAGGACAGCCAGGACCCCAGAGAAGCUUUUGGAACUGCUUUUAAGCUCCUGCGAUGACUUYGUAACUGGCCAAGAGUGGGCCCAGCUCUCCAUGGACAGACUUGAGAGAGUAUCCAGGGUGAGGGGGCCGAGAAGCCACUGAGGGGAGGACCAAGGGACCCCAGCUCUAAAUGAUGAUGGGUUCCAAGUUUGUAAGUGGAAAUGGGCUUUUCCUUGGCUUAUUUGUUAUUAGAAAUAAGUAUGAUUUAGAGAUAGGCAAAGCUCAGCAGAAAUCAAUCAUUAUAUAUUAUCCACGCAUAAAUAACCUUGCAGCAUUUUAAUUUUAAGUAACUGGAAGGUGCACACUAAGGGAAUGGGGUCAGGUUAGAACUGCAGACACCUGAGCAGCUUCCCUUGAGAUGGUGAGAAGGGGCCAGAGCCAGAGGCUGGAAGUUUACCCAGCCUUGACCACAGCUAGAUUUGUUUCCUUUAUAUGUGGCCCUCCGAGGUGGUAUGGGACCAGGGUGGCUACAGCGUCACCCAGGAACUUGUUAGAAUGCACAUUCCCAGACCCCUCUCUGACCUGCUGAAUCGGCAAGUCUGGAGGUCAGUACUGUCUUAACAAGCUGUCCAGAGGGUUCCAGUGCAUGCUUGAGUUUGAGAACCACUGCCACAGGAUCUCGGACUUCAGGCUACAGGAAAGCAUCCCUGCAAAAUAAAACAUCAUCUACAGCUUUGAUUGUAAUCCUAAAAUUUAUGACACUGCAAACUUGAAAACUUGAAAAAAUAUACUUGGGUAAAACAAAAACUCAACUAGCCACCCUUAAGAGUGAUAUUUUUACACCCCGAAGUCUAUCGGUAAUAUUUCUUACUUCUCUUGAGAUCAUGUUACAACU